Molecule: messenger RNA, 927 nt
Organism: Saprolegnia parasitica CBS 223.65
Lineage: Eukaryota; Oomycota; Saprolegniomycetes; Saprolegniales; Saprolegniaceae
Exons: 3
Coding region: 13-870 (285 amino acids)
Biological process (GO): mitochondrial citrate transmembrane transport; alpha-ketoglutarate transport
Cellular component (GO): mitochondrion
Molecular function (GO): tricarboxylate secondary active transmembrane transporter activity
Source: RefSeq, a predicted model, not a curated record
UUGCAAUUCGACAUGAGCCCACCGAGCUCCUCCAAGAACGUCGGCGUCCGCGACCUCGUGAACGGCGGUAUCCUCCAAUGCGCCGCGACCCUUGGCAUGCCCUUUGAGGUCUGGAAGACUCGCAUGGGCCGCUACCGCACGGAGACGACGGUCCAAGCCUUCCGCAACAUCUACCAGGCCGGCGGCGCCAAGGCGUUCUGGGCGGGCACGGGCGCCAAGAUGGUCGAGUCCGGCUCCAAGGGCGCGAUCCUUCUCUUCUCGAAGGAGAUGAUUGCUAGCUCGCUCCAUACCGCCGGCGUCGGCGAGACCGCGAUUGGCUUUAUUUCCGGCGCUGGUGGUGGUAUCUGCCAGACAGUCGUCAUGGGCCCGUGCACGUUCCUCGUCACGGCCGCCGUCAACGGUGACAAGAGCAUCUCGACGACCCAGCGCAUCCAAAAUGUCUACGCGCAAAACGGCCUCAAGGGCUUUUACCCUGGUGGCACUGCGAUCGCCUUCCGCCAAGCGACCAACUGGGCGUCGCGCCAGGGGUUCACGGAGAUCAUCCGCAACCGCUUCAAGGUCAUCUUCCACGACGACCCGAACGCCAAGCUCACGGUCGCGCAAGAAGCCGGCGCCGGUGUUCUCGGUGGGGCGCUUUCGUGCUGGAACCACCCGUUCGAGGUUGCCCGCAUUCAAAUGCAGACAGCGGCCGAGCGUGGGGAGCCCAAGCAAAACAUGAUGCAAGUCUUCCGCGCCGUCAUCAAGGAGAACGGCGUUGGCGGUCUCUUCAAGGGCAUCAUCCCGCGCGUUGGUCUCGGCAUCUGGCAGACGCUCUUCAUGGUCACGGGCGCCAAGCUCGUGAAACAAGCGCUCGAGAAUGACAAGCAUUGAUAGUUGUGAUCGUUGUAAUGCAAGCCUCGUCUGUGAUCUAGAACGUUAUAACUCGCG